Molecule: messenger RNA, 711 nt
Organism: Beauveria bassiana ARSEF 2860
Lineage: Eukaryota; Fungi; Ascomycota; Sordariomycetes; Hypocreales; Cordycipitaceae
Product: ankyrin 2,3/unc44
Exons: 1
Coding region: 1-711 (236 amino acids)
Cellular component (GO): cytoplasm; nucleus
Molecular function (GO): protein binding
Source: RefSeq, a predicted model, not a curated record
AUGUGCCUCCCACUUUGGACAACGGAAGAGGAAGUGUUCACUUGUUUCGCGUUCGAGUUCGCAAACAGCUACGGAUGGACGCCGCUACACGCAGCCUCUGUAAAAGGGCAUACCGAGGUGGUCAAGCUGCUUCUUGCGAACGGAGCUGAUGUCACUGUUGCGAGUAGCAACAGAUGGACGCCGCUAAACGCGGCUGCUCAUGGUGGACAUGUCGAUGUGGUCAAACUGCUUCUUGCAAGCGGGGGUGAUGUUACUAUUGCGAACAACAACGGAUGGACACCGCUACACGCAGCCUCUGUAAAAGGACAUAUUGACAUUGUCAAAUUACUUUCAGAGAAGGGAUCUCUCGCUGAUGUCAUGGAUGAUAAAGGACCAUCGCCAUUUUCUUAUGCAUGCACGAGGGGACACUUGGAAGUCGUUGAACACCUAUGGUCUCGUAACGUUGCGGCAACUACUACAGACCGCUAUGGUGCAACCCCGCUCUUUGCUGCUACAGGAAACGGCCAUGAGAAAGUUGUUGCAUAUCUACUUGCCAUGGGGUGUGACUACGGCAGUUUUGUUGGCGGUUUGGGUCGAACUUUACUGUGGUGGGCUGCAAAGAGUGGAAAUGCGAAAGUAAUCGAGGCCGUUGUUCAGCUUACUAAAAGCGAAGGCAUUCUAAGUCUGCGACGAGGACUUGGCCGUGGAGCCCAGAGCGACGCCGAUCGGUGA